AGGCUUUCACCACUGGUGGUGGUGGGGGAUUUGGCCAGGUUUAUAUUUUUUCACGUUAAGUGGUUCACUUGUUUGCUAACUCUUUUGAGAUUAAUUAUAAUGAUCACAAUAUUAAGAACCUAUUGUGGUCUUGGUGGGGCAGGAGCUCAGGGAAUCAACUUCAAGAUCUUGUUUUCAAACCUUUCCUCCCUUUGUUAUUGUGAAAAUCUGGAUAAAAAUGUGCUUCUAGAUAUGUCAGCUGAUAUUUCUACUGGUAAAGUUGUGCAUGAUUCAGCUUUAAUAUGAAAUAGCUAAUGAGUUUGAUGAGAUCAAGUUAACUUCUAAUUGGAAGGAAAUCUGUACUAUAGUGGAUAACUAUAGAUAAAACUGAUUUCUUUCCCAAUGUAUUGGCUCAAAUAAGAGAAAUAUUCUUUCAAACUUAAUACAGAUAGUAGCUCAAUGGAAAGUUAGAACUGCAUGUGCUUUCUCUAGGGAUCACAACACUAUUGUUAUGGUUUUCACUAUCCCUGCCUUAUUGUACUAACAAUCUAGCAGAAGCCAUGGCAGCUAACACUUAUUGACAAUGUGAUUUUGGAGAUGGCUCCAAGAUCAUUGUUGUUUCACUGGAAAUAGGACUCCCUCAUGGAAAUUACUGGAAUGGAUUUCAAAGAUCCAAAGAAAUUUAGCUACUAUACAUGGUGAAUCCACUCAUUGCUAUAGAGAAGCUAAUAUAGUGGCACACUUGCUAAAGCUGGAUAAAUCACAAACACCUCAAGAGUCUAUUUUAAGUUUGAACAAACACCUCAAGAGUCCACCUUCAAUUUUGCCCCUAAGCUCGAAGAAAGUAAAGAAGCAGAUGGCAAUAACGGAGGAAGCAAACCAAAAGUCCACUUUAUCCCCACCUAAUUCCUACACAGCAGUCGUUCUUGGAGGUACUUUUGAUCGUUUACACGAUGGUCACCGCCUUUUUCUUAAGUCGGCAGCUGAAUUGGCGAAGGAUCGCAUUGUUAUUGGUGUUUGUGAUGGUCCAAUGUUGACUAACAAACAGUAUGCUGAUCUAAUAGAGCCUAUUGAGCUAAGAAUGCAAAACGUUGAAGAUUAUAUAAAGUCUAUAAAACCAGAGCUGGUGGUGGAAGCAGAAGCAAUUGUGGAUCCCUAUGGUCCGUCAAUCAUCGAUAAGAAUUUGGAGGCCAUUGUUGUCAGCAAGGAGACAUUGCCUGGCGGACUGUCUGUGAAUAGGAAGAGGGCUGAAAGAGGCCUCUCACAGCUAAAGAUAGAAGUUGUAGAUCUAGUCUCUGAAGAAUCAAGUGGAGACAAACUGAGUUCUACUGCUUUGAGAAAGCUUGAAGCUGAGAAGCUCAGAGACCAUCAUCCAGAAAGCCAGAGCUAACUUUUUCUAGUCUAUACACAAUAUCAAAGGAGUUUCUCUUUGUUUUAUUUCAAGUUGUUCUUUUGGGGAUGAAAAUGUCUUGGAAAAUAAUAAUCUCUUCAGAAUCAUACACUGGAGUUGUUCUCACAGUUACUUGUAAAUCUAUAAAAUGUUCAUUGAUACAUCUCUGUUUCUCCUUUUCCUUA
This is a messenger RNA of Nicotiana attenuata, 1554 nucleotides long. RefSeq names its product phosphopantetheine adenylyltransferase. NCBI's taxonomy places the organism in Eukaryota, Viridiplantae, Streptophyta, Magnoliopsida, Solanales, Solanaceae. The record is from RefSeq and is a predicted model, not a curated record. Gene Ontology annotation, biological process: coenzyme A biosynthetic process. Gene Ontology annotation, molecular function: dephospho-CoA kinase activity; pantetheine-phosphate adenylyltransferase activity. The transcript is spliced from 7 exons. Bases 836 to 1369 code for a protein of 177 amino acids.